Platichthys flesus (European flounder) is the source of this 4254-nucleotide messenger RNA. It is a transcript of the gene pgap6, whose product is annotated as post-glycosylphosphatidylinositol attachment to proteins 6. NCBI's taxonomy places the organism in Eukaryota, Metazoa, Chordata, Actinopteri, Pleuronectiformes, Pleuronectidae. The record is from RefSeq and is a predicted model, not a curated record. The coding region runs from base 87 to 2402 and encodes 771 amino acids. Gene Ontology annotation, cellular component: plasma membrane. The transcript has 13 exons.
GUGCCGUGAUAGAUGAUUUGCUCCGGAUCACUGUGACAUUACAGGAAACAGGUCGAUGUGAUGGUUCGGGCAGUGGCGAGGGAAACAUGGAGGCUUGUUUUCUACGCGGACUCCUUCUCUUCGCUCUGACCACUUCGACGUCAGGAGGCGAUGGACAGGUGACCUUCGUGUCGGAGCUCUCAUCCAAACCAGCUCAGAAGUUGUCCAAGUACGGUUGGUAUGGCAACGUGAGGCUGCAGAGGUUUCACAUACCGGAGGAGACCGCCGUCGCUCGCUGGCUGUUCUCCAUCACCAAGCUCCAGAACUUCCAUUGUGGACAGAAAAACGUCACCGUCCAUAUUCGAUGGGGUGCCCCUCCAGUUAUAAACCUGAUAGGCUCGGUGUUUCCCAAUGACACACUAUGGAGUCCUUGCCUGUCUCUGACCCUACCAGUAGCACUACACAGCUCCAUAACCUUUAACCACUCCGACCCUGCUCCCGGUGAUUGGUACGUUGCUGCCCACUUGCCUCAGGAUGACGGGCGCAUCGAGCAGAAGGGUCUUCUGUCCUGCGCUUAUUUCUUCCAGCCUCAGUUAUCAAUCAGGAGAGCGGUGGACACACCUAUUUUACAGCAUGGCACAUUCCUCCAGCAGACCACUGCACCUGACAGACCGGCUCGCCUUAAGUUCUAUGUUCCAGAGUUUGCCUCUUCUCUCUCCGUCUCUGUGGCGGACUGUUCUUCAGGGGAGGGAGCAGACACUGGGAACUGUUCACUGGUCGUCAGGCUGGGCUCCUCCUCUCUGCAGCAGGGCCCAGUAUCAAUGAACUGCUCAGGGACUGGCUGCUCUGCUGUGCUGUCUAACCCGCCUUGGGACACCUGGCUACGAGUUGUCGUUGACAGCAGCCAAGACAACCGCACUGUGACCUUUAGUAUCAUCGCAAACUACACAGUGGGUUGUAAGCCAAAAAGUGUCGGCCUUAAAGCAGACGACGACAUUAAGAAGCUCCGUGGAAACAGCAACUUAACAUCAGCAGGCAACAGCUCACUGGCUCCAGCCGCGGUCGCCUUAUUCAAUGACUCAGCAUCACCGCUUACCUUUGAGCCUGCGUGUGUGUGGAGCUUCCCCGUGCUCUACGAGGAGGUGGACGUUCUGUCGCUGCGGUACACCCCCGUCAGCGGACCCAACGUCAGCGUCACAAACACACACCCCACGCUGCUCACCUACCCCCUGCACACGCUAGCCACUGGUGGAACACUCAACCUGCAGCUCACACUCAACUCUACUGCUGUAAUGCUGGGGAACAGUAGCAGUGUGGUGGCCUGUCUGUCUCAAUGGGCUCCAGUUCUCGAUCUUAACCAGUCUCAACCCUGCAGCACGGGUUUGUUUGGAGGUUAUGGCCUUCAGGUGAAUGCCACGGUGACUAAAGCUGUGGUCAGGCUGCCGUUCCCUGAGUCAGCAACAUGGUACCUCACCCUGCAGCUCACAUGCAACAGCACUGAUUGCGGUAACACAUCAGUGGUGCACGUGAUCCCAGAGGUGUUUGUCAGUGCCUGUGUCGAGGACUGUGGGACAUACGGUGAAUGUAGACUACUGAGAUCCUACAGCUACCUGUACGGUGCCUGUGUCUGCAAGGCUGGCUGGAACGGUUGGGGCUGCACUGAUGAUUCGACAGCUCAGUCGUACGGACGCCAGCUGACCGCUACUCUGCUUCUGGCUCUCAGUAACGUGAUCUUCCUGCCUGUUACUGUGGUGGCCAUCAAACGCUACUACUUCACAGAGGCGUCAGUCUACCUCUUCACCAUGUUCUUCUCCACGUUCUACCAUGCGUGUGACCAGCCGGGUAUUGCUGUACUGUGUAUAAUGGACUACGAUACCCUGCAAUACUGUGACUUCCUGGGCUCUGUCUGUUCCAUCUGGGUCACCAUCCUGUGCAUGGCUCGCAUCAGGGACGUGUUCAAAUAUACUCUGUUUUUGCUCGGGACUCUGCUGAUUGCUAUGUCAAUGCAACUGGACCGCAAAGGCCUGUGGAACCUGCUGGGCCCCGUCCUCUGUGCACUGGUGAUCAUGGUCACUGCAUGGGUGUCCCGGGGGGUGCGGCGGCGACAUUGCUACCCGCCUUCUUGGCAGCGCUGGGUCUUCUACCUGAUCCCAGGGGUGACCUGUGCCCUCGUCGGGAUAUGUUUGUAUGUUUUCGGUGCAACAGAGGCAAACUACUACUACACACACUCACUGUGGCACAUCCUGAUGGCCAGCUGCGUGAUGUUCCUGCUGCCGCCGAAGGAGAAAGACAGGGAGGUGUUGGGCUGGAGCAGGGGCUGGAGCUGGAAAUGGAGCUGGAUCUGGACCUGGAGCUGGAAACCCCGGGUUUGUGGCUACACUCUCUGCGAGAACGGCAAGGAGGAGCUCUACACUGUCACAUAGAGGGAUCAAAGAGGCUAUAAGGAAGCAAAGUGACUUGGUGUUGAUUGGUAAACAUCGCUAUAAGCUCCACAAUAUCUUUAAGUCUCUGACUCUUCAAAGUUAGACCUAUAUUCUCUUACAUCUGCUGAUUUCAUAUUCACUUUCUCCUCUAGUGAGAAACUGUUCUCAUGGAUCUUAAAACUCUAGUGUUCAGACACCGUAGAUACGCAAACACCCCUGAAACCUGCUGAAACCUCUAAGGUGGCCCUCUGCACCAGCUUAGGUAUAAAUCAAACCCUUCAGGAAGCAGACCACCUGACCUUGACCUCAUGACCAGGAGUUUGUACAUGGUCUAUAUGUACAUAUUUUAUUAGACUAGAGUAUGAAUGUGUGAAAUAUUUUAAGUAAUAGCACUUUGUGGAGCUCUUCUGAAUCUUUCCUAUUCAGUCUGUCCCUGACUUUGUGGAUGAAAAUAUGGUGUAUUUAGAGUUGAUGUGAACUCUCCUCCAGGGAUUUCAUUUGUCCCACAGACCAGGGUGGAAAAGUGAUUGAUAAAACUGGAUCCACUCCAAGUUUAGCUCCAAGCGUUUUCCAGAGCUAUCAAACCGUAUCACAUGGUCUUCGUUCACCUGCUCACACCUGACAAUACCAUCCAUCCGGAAUACCUCUCCUGUGACCACUUGUGAUCAGAUCUCACUUUCCAGCUGUUUAUGCGUCGGCACAUGAGAGAGAUAGAGCCAACGGCCGAAUGACUCAAUGCACAGCUCUGAUAUGGAGAAAGAUUUGAAAAAAAAAGUAUUGAUCAUUUUGCUGUGACAAGUGUUGAUAUUGGUCAAAAGAGUAAAACACAUUUGAUAAACUCUAAAACUGUGGGUCGGGACAUCAGCCGAGUACAGUCCUUCAUAUUUGACCCCAGAACACAUUUGCAUUCACACAUUGUAAAGAAUGUUACCAAGUGAGUCCCACCCAGACCACCAUGUGGUCGGAGCGAUCUGAUCUCAGGACGCAUGGAGGAUCAUUCAGACCUGAUCUAAAAGCUGUCCCCUUGUGAUGGUAUCACUCUGGGCAUAUGUUUAUACCACAUCUAAACAGGCUCUAGUUAACUGCAGGACACUGAAUAAGAAUAAUAAAGAAUAGUAUUUAAGAAUAGUAAACAACCGCUUGUUUGCCAAAGUCUGAUGAACCCUGUCUCCGAUGCUUUCCCAUCACGCCGACAGCAGCCUCCUCAACUCUCCUCCACAGAUCAGCAGAUUCAGUGAUUCAGAUACCGAAAGCCUCCUUAUCCCAAUCCAUGUCUUUAAACACCAAAUGUCUUGACGUCGCGUUCAUGUGCCGAAACAUACGCUGCCUGAUUUGAAACCUACUGUCGUCCUGCGUGUUUAUCCUCCCUCUUUAAAGCCUCACCUCAUUUUACCAGCAGCCAUUCUGAAGCACUUUUAUGAUUAUAAAGCUGAUUCCCCUACAUAAUGGUCAUAGCCCAUACAGUUUAUGUAUGAAUGGGCACCUAAUGAAUGUAUAUUGAGAUUGCUGUGUCCAGUGCCUCCCGUAUGUACUGUGUGAAUCGGUUUUGUCUUAUGCGUACUUUCUUUUCCUAUGUUCUGUCUAUUUGCACUGUUUGAUUUUUUCCAACCUGCAUUGCCUUCCUUUUCUUUGUUCUUCUCCUGUGUGUGAGUGUAACUAAUUUAUUUUUUGUCACAUUCAAGUAUGCUGUUAUGAUCAACAAACUACGACAACAAUCUACCGCACUCGAUGCAUUUAAGAAUGAAGACAUUUAAUGUUUGAUGUAAUGCGUGGUUUUAAUUUCCUACUCUCCAAAUCUGUUCAAAACCCAAACCCUUGCCUAUCAAAAAUAAAUGUUUUUUAUGAAAAGAAA